CACUCUGACAGUGACAUGUUAUGAUAUUAUUUUGAAAUUGUUUGUACAAAAAAUAAAAUAAUAACUGAAUUGUAAGAAGAAACUCGUUAUUAGAAUAUAUUAGGAAGUAUUUAUAAAAUCUUUUAAACAUAACUAUGUUUCCUUUAGGUUUACUCAAACAGUUUUCUAGAUUUUCUAUUGGAUCUAUAAUAAAUACACAAGUGAAUACCAAAAACAUAAAUACAUUUACCGCUCUUCAAUUCAAGAUAACAGAUCAGUUAUGGGCAGAACCCUUGAAGAAGAAAAAGAAAAUGGAUCCUGCCAUACUUAAAGCCCGUGAAGAAAGGAGAAGAAAAAAACUAGAGAAGCAGAUUAGGAGACUUGAAAAAAAUGCUCGACAAUUGAAACCCAUUGCUGAAUUAGAACCUCCUUUGCAUCUGUUGGAUGAAAAAGGAAGGCGCAAACGAGCUGUCGUGGUAUUAUCAGCCGAAGAAAUAGAAGCACGGGCGUUAUUAAAUAAGGACUGGUGUAGAUAUAAACGGCAAGAGUAUAUGAAUAAUAUUGCGCAAAUUGAUAGGAUAAUGGCGGCCCAGAAGAGAGCAUUGGAGAAGUUGUAUGAAGAAUCGGAGGAUUUAUAUUAUGAAGCCAUUAUGCCCGAUUUAGCGUUAAUACCGUACAGUAUCGAUGGAACAUAUGAAACACCCCCUAUUAAGAAUUAUGACUCGCCUGAUGGUGAAUACAUAGAUGUAUCUAAGAAAUGGGGUAAUUAAUUAAACCAUAAGCAUAUUAUAUAUAGUUGAAGUGAAUAAAGUAUAAAUCUAUAAAUA
Leptidea sinapis is the source of this 806-nucleotide messenger RNA. It is a transcript of the gene mRpL40, whose product is annotated as 39S ribosomal protein L40, mitochondrial. Bases 135 to 749 code for a protein of 204 amino acids. The transcript has 5 exons. The record is from RefSeq and is a predicted model, not a curated record. Gene Ontology annotation, cellular component: mitochondrial ribosome; mitochondrial large ribosomal subunit. NCBI's taxonomy places the organism in Eukaryota, Metazoa, Arthropoda, Insecta, Lepidoptera, Pieridae.